Molecule: messenger RNA, 1304 nt
Organism: Nerophis lumbriciformis (worm pipefish)
Lineage: Eukaryota; Metazoa; Chordata; Actinopteri; Syngnathiformes; Syngnathidae
Gene: rad51b
Product: RAD51 paralog B
Biological process (GO): double-strand break repair via homologous recombination
Cellular component (GO): replication fork; Rad51B-Rad51C-Rad51D-XRCC2 complex
Molecular function (GO): ATP binding; four-way junction DNA binding; ATP hydrolysis activity
Source: RefSeq, a predicted model, not a curated record
ACGAAGAAGAAGCUCGUCACGAACAAGUGGCGGUCAAAAUGAAAACAAACCGACCAAGUUUUAUUUUUUACCUUUUUUAUUCUGUACGAUGAAUUAAAAAAGCUAACAAUGGCGUCUCGAGCACUGAAGCGAGCUGGUGUGUCCCCUGAGUUAUGUCAGCAACUUAAACGAAGUAAAAUAGAAAGUUGUAAGGAACUGCUGUCUCGCUCGCCUUUUGAAGUGAUGCAUGCUGCUGGUUUGAGUUACCAGGAUGCUUUAGAGAUGUUGGUAUCUGUGAGCAGAGUCAUCGCUCCCUCACCCAUUACGGCUUUGGAGUUGUGGAAGCGUCACUCAGACUCUUGUUUCUCAACAUCACUACCAGCUUUGGACAAAGUGUUGAGGGGAGGCCUUCCCUGUGGGAAUAUCACUGAGGUGGCGGGGCCAUCUGGCUGUGGGAAGACACAAUUCUGUUUAAUGCUGAGUGUUUUGGCCACUCUGCCAAAGGAGCUGGGUGGCCUGGAUCGCAGUGUAAUCUAUAUUGACACGGAGUCAGCGUUUUCUGCUGAAAGGCUGGUGGAGAUCGCACAGAGCAGGUUCAGAGACCGCUUCUGCUCAAAGGAGAAAGUCUUGGAGAUGGCAAGCAGGGUCCAUGUCUACAGGGAUCUCACCUGCCAGGAUGUCCUUAACAGACUGGAGAGACUGGAGGAGAUCAUCAUCUCAACCGGAGCAGGUCUGAUCAUACUGGAUUCAGUGGCUUCUGUGGUGAGAAAGGAGUUUGACACAACAUUGCCUGGCAAUUUGAUACAUCGUAGCAACAUGCUGGGAAAAGAAGCAACCAUGCUGAAAUAUCUGGCUCAUCAAUUCAACAUCCCUGUGGUCCUGACCAACCAGAUCACCACUCAUAUUGGACACCAAGAUUCUCGUCCUACUGCUGAGAAGGACUGUGGCUUUGUGACGACAGCUUUAGGAAACACGUGGAGUCACAGUAUCAACACACGUUUUAUUGUGCAGUAUAUGGCUGGAUGCCAGAGACAGCUUUUGGUUGCCAAGUCUCCCGUGGCUCCCUUUGCUGUGCUCAACUAUGUAAUCCAGAAGGAAGGAAUCUAUAUAGUUGAAAACGAUGGUGAGGACAUCUUGUAUGAGGGCAUGGAUCCCAGCCUCCAGCCUAUUAGGGUGAGAACUGAGCUCAACAUAGAUUCGAACUGACUCCAUUUUACUAAACCAAAAGCGUAGUGGAAAUUCUUGGAAGCUGUUUGACUCUUUAGUGUUUUGUCUAGAUCAUUUUGAUUCUAUAUUCACCAUAGAAAAUAAAGGAAAUCUAAGUA